UAUUCCAUGCCUUUUGCAUACUGUUUCUCUUGAUUGUGGGCCUAACCGCUGUAUUUUGUGCUGCAUAACUCCACUCCGCUCGGGCAUCUGCUGCUCCGACCGCCAAUCAGAUCCCCCCGUUUUAUGCUAUGAUUUUCUCUUUGUCUCCAACAUUCUCAGGCUCCAUCUCACUCCAGUCAUCCUCAUCGCAAUGACCUCCUCCGCUCCCCGGUCGUUGACUUGACUCGUUUCUACUUCUUUCACUGCUAAUAUCGGCCGAUCCGCUUCUUCCUGCGACAGUCGAUCGAUCCCAUCGAUCGAUCGAUACCCCAUUGCCCCGCCACGCUCAUCCUCCCCCAGACGUAGCGCCUCAGUCCAUGCCGCGACAUCCUCACCUGGGGGCGUCGCGUCAUGGCGGCCGUCAAUCGGAACAUGUUUGAUACCGCUGUCACAGUCGAUCGGCCGCGCGGAGGCUCGUUGAUGGCCUUACCGUUGAACCUGAUCGCGACGAUCAUCUCCCACGUGGAUGACCAAGGCGACUUGGCUCGUCUCUGCCGAACGUGUCGCGUUCUGAACUACAUGGCCCUCCCCGAACUCUACAGGCACAUGAUCCUCACCUCCUACGACCGCAUCCGAUACCGCGACGAGCAGCCCGAGGGUAUGGGCAGCGCGAGUCCCUUCACGAUGGGACUGAAUGCCGUGAUCACGCGACCGUUCGCCACGCUGGAGCUCGAGGAACACGCGCGCGUCGGUCGGGUGCCGGACGCCUCGAUGCUGUUGAACAUCGCGGUGCGGGCGGCGGUGGAUCGGAUGAAGGACCUCGAGAGCUUCAGCUGGGAGCUGAGCACCAAGAUGCUGGAGACGGUCUACCAGGGUCUGGCGCAGCGGCCGCGUCUCCAGUCGCUGACGCUGCGCUUCCCGUCCAGCCGGCACCCGCGACCGACGAUCGUCAUCCCGGCCAUGCCGCACCUGCGGCACCUGAAGGUGACCGACAUCGACCCGCUCUGCUACCCGGACGAUAUCUCGACGCUGCUGUUCCACUGCCGCAAGCUGCGCGAGCUCAAGAUGCACUGGUCGCCGCGGAUGCGGAACGCGCAGGAGCCCAGUGUCAAGCUGCACGACUACUUCCGCAAGUGCAUCACGGCGCGGCGGCCGCUGGCGUUGAAGAAGCUCGGGCUGCAGAACCUGUACGCGCUGCACAGCGAGGAGUUCAACCUCGCCUUCGACUCCUCCGUCUGCGAGGACGUGACGAUCCUGAGCAACACCGGGUCCGAAAGCCCCUACUUCAUGAACACCUUUGUCGACAGCACCUGGCCCACCGCGCCCCCCAACACCCGGUUCCGCAUCAAGAGUGUGCGGCAAGAUAAUACGUCGCGACGCCACGUCGAAUUCCUCCGCUCCUUCACGGGGCUGGAGCGGCUGUACUUCGUCAGCGCGACGGGCGCCCAGGAUCCCGACCACGUCAACAACCCCCGACGCCCGGCGCGCCUGACAGAGGAGGGGCUGGCCCAGACGGAUGCCAGCUCAAGAUCAUCGGGCUCGGACGCAAGGGGUUCCAGCUGGGCGGGUACUACACGAUCCCCCACCACGCCCGAGGACGGACGGGCGACGACGGAUUCCCCGGACUCUCGUUGGGGUGCCCACCCCGGGGACUCCAAACUCUCCAUUCCGCGUCUGCAGCCCCCGUCGUUGCUGGGCAAACGCCAGCGGGACGACGAGCACGCGUGGGUCGGGGACCCCGCGACGGACGCCGAGUCUCCCUUCAUCUGCAUGCCGCCCAUUCUGCCCACCGCGGACGGGCGAGUAUGGCGGCGGCAGGUGAAGCGGGUGGGAUGGGAGACGCUACGGCGCUGGGAGAUCUGGGGACUCGACACGCAAGAGCUGUGAGGUCGUCUCCCGAUCUGUUCCUGAAUUGCCCCCUUAUUUCGAAAGAACCAUAUGAUUUCCGUGUCCUGUACAUAUAGAGCCGUCGAAUACAUCAGAUACCCGUUGGACACACCAUCCCGACCAAUAUCAAUGGUGGCCUGAGGCAGACAUCGGGCCGAUCCGGUGCAGUCACGGGCUAACCGCAUCCGGUUAGCGCUCUAUCGGGGUUUGCUCGGCAGGAAAACCGGAUGUGGGAAUAACUUCAUC
Messenger RNA from Aspergillus campestris IBT 28561, 2112 nucleotides. RefSeq lists its product as uncharacterized. The record is from RefSeq and is a predicted model, not a curated record. Gene Ontology annotation, molecular function: protein binding. Lineage: Eukaryota; Fungi; Ascomycota; Eurotiomycetes; Eurotiales; Aspergillaceae. The coding region runs from base 460 to 1866 and encodes 468 amino acids. The transcript is spliced from 5 exons.